AUCAGACUUCCGCCAUAUGAAUGUGAUACAACAGCGCCACCGUGUGGACGAGAAUGAGACGCGCAGCGGCGGACAGCAGUGAGAUCACAAACAUCACCUGAGACAACAAAAACAUCUAUUGAUUCGAACACUUGCUGAGGGCGUCGGGACACAUCGGGGCUGUAAGGUGUCACUGCUGUUCUGGAGAGUUAAUUACACCCUGCUGCCCCCGGCCGUUCCUCAUCAGACACGUCCAGGGCUUCAGGCGCAGCAUUUACGAGGCAGCACGAGUGCCGGGCGAGAAACGGAGAGAUUCCAGCUCCGCCGGCACGUGGAGGAAGACGAGAAACAGACGGCGCAACAGAGGAAGAUGCACUCCCGUGACUACAUCUGCAAAGUUGAAAGGACAACAGGACAGGACGGAGGUCUGGAUCUUUAACAGGAUCGUCCCGCAGAAGUACAGUAAGUGCGCUGUCCGAAUCCCAAAACACCUUGGAGGAAUUGCCACUUCAUUGCCAGAAGUUUAAAUCUGGGAUAAAAAGUUUACCAGGCCAAUUGGAUGCUGUUUUUAAAGAGACAAGUGUGUAAAUCACACCCUUUUAGCUUUGCAUGUCAAGCAAGACAUUUUUGCUUCAUUUUGUCUCAUGAAUAAAUCCAAGUCAUGAGUUUUAUUUCCAUGCACUUCUGGUUUGAGCGGUUCACCCGCAGGACUCUAAUCACGGAUGAUGUUGAGGAAUUGCAUGUCAUUUGAGUGUUUAAGAUGAAGGAAUGAUUUGAAAUCACUACCAAACGUCCUCCCAUGGAGCUCAGUGCCGGUCGGGACGCCCGUCUGUCCGUUCCGGGUCAGACCACAAACGUCUCCGCCUCGUCGCCUUUGCUUAAACAGACUCACGCGGGGGGGUUUAAGAAAGUGUGUCGGAUCGAAGAGGAAAGCACGUGUCCGUUCCCCGGCCUGCCGGCAGGUGUGCUUGAAAUGAGAGUGAAGGAGGGCAGCAAAAUUCGCAAUCUCAUGGGAUUCGCCAUGACACGCAUGCAGGACGAAGCCCGGGACGGCGGUCAAACCGGACUGAGACAGGUGGUGUUCAGCGGGUCCGGACGGGCCGUGACCAAAACCAUCACGUGCGCCGAGAUCAUGAAAAGAAAGAUCGGCGGCCUCCACCAGAUGACCAAACUGCAGUACAAGGGCCUGCGAGAGGUCUGGGAGAGUCAAGAAGGAGGCGAUUCGGAGGUGACCGUCCACCGGACGCUUCCGUCCAUCAGCAUCCUUCUCUCCAAAGACCCGCUGGACCCGCUGGAACCGGGGUACCAGCCUCCGGAGAACAGCUUGUGGGACGAGAGGAACAGAGGAGAAGCUUCGCAGACGGCGGAGAAGCGAUCUGUAGACUCGUCUGAGACUCUGACGGAGCCGCAGGCGAAGAGAAUCUGUCUCUGAGGAUCAUGGGUGUGUUAAAGACCAUUGUUUCCGCUGAAACUCUCUCAGAAGCAGCCUUGAAAGCUGAACGAUGACUGUGCCAGUUCAUAACAA
Messenger RNA from Labeo rohita (rohu), 1504 nucleotides. RefSeq names its product ribonuclease P and MRP subunit p25, b (gene rpp25b). NCBI's taxonomy places the organism in Eukaryota, Metazoa, Chordata, Actinopteri, Cypriniformes, Cyprinidae. Gene Ontology annotation, cellular component: ribonuclease MRP complex. The transcript has 3 exons. Gene Ontology annotation, biological process: tRNA 5'-leader removal. Bases 779 to 1411 code for a protein of 210 amino acids. Gene Ontology annotation, molecular function: RNA binding. The record is from RefSeq and is a predicted model, not a curated record.